AUCCUUUGAGAGUUGGUGAGGACAUGAUAAAGGCACAUCCAGCAGAUGGCGGUAAUGCAGCUGCAAACACUCAAAUUAAAGCAGAAGAAGAUCACGAUAUAGAGGAACUAUUGAUCACCAUGUCGGCGUAGAAGGAAGACAGAAGUCAGAACAACCGUUCUGUUCUGAAACGGAGUCUUUAAAAUGGCCGGCGAGGAGGAGAGGGGGGUGGUCCGUGUCAAAGUCAAGAAAUGUGAUGGGGUUCUUCCAGUGGAGUUUCGCUCCUUUGCUGUGGAUCCUCAGAUAACAUCACUGGAGGUGCUGCAGCACAUACUUAUCAGAGCCUUUGAUUUGAAUGGAAAGCGGAAUUUUGGGAUCAGUUACCUGUCUCGAGAUCGGAGUGGUGCUGAAAUGUAUAUGUCUCUGGUGUCUGACUGGGAUUUGGACGUUGCAUUUGUCAGUGCAGCCAAACCGUAUCUACAGCUCAAGAUGGACAUAAAACCUUCAGAAGACAGUCCUGUUAUGGAGGAUUGGGACAUCAUAAGCCCAAAAGAUGUGAUUGGCACUGAACAACUUCUUGCAGACAGGACCAGGUCUUUGGCAUCUGCAGCUCUUCCCUUUACCCAGUCGCUAUUGUCACAGGUGGGCCGAACUCUGUCCAAAGUCCAGCAGGCCUUCAGCUGGUCUUAUGGGGAGGAGAUCAAGCCUUUCAAGCCCCCUCUGACUGAUGCUGAAUUUCACAGUUACCUCAAUGGACAAGGCCAGUUGACACGACCUGAAGAACUCAGACUGCGUAUCUACCAUGGUGGUGUGGAGCCCUCACUGCGCAAGGUUGUUUGGCGAUACCUCCUGAACGUCUACCCCGAUGGACUGAGUGGACAGGAAAGAAUGGACUACAUGAAGAGGAAGACAAGGGAGUAUGACCAGCUGAAGAGAGAGUGGACGGCCCAGGUCAGCAACGAGGACCUUGAAUUUAUACGUGGGAAUGUUCUUAAAGACGUCCUCAGGACAGACCGGGCUCAUCCAUACUAUGCAGGCUCAGAAGACAGUCCACAUUUGACUGCCCUCACAGACCUGCUCACCACAUUUGCUGUCACUCAUCCACAGAUAUCCUACUGUCAAGGCAUGAGUGAUAUCGCCUCCCCUAUACUUGCGGUAAUGGACAAUGAGGCACAUGCCUUCAUUUGCUUUUGUGGCAUUAUGAAACGGCUGGAGGGUAACUUCCGGCCAGAUGGGCAGCUCAUGUCUAUUAAGUUCCAGCAUCUUAAGAUGCUUCUGCAGUACUCGGAUCCUGAAUUUUACUCUUACCUGGUGUCCCGAGGAGCUGAUGACCUCUUCUUCUGUUACCGCUGGCUGCUUCUGGAACUCAAGCGAGAGUUUGCGUUUGAUGAUGCUUUGAGGAUGCUCGAGGUUACCUGGAGCUCACUGCCCCCGGAUCCUCCUGAAACCGAGGUGGAGCUCCUGGGGCCACCACUGGAGACAGAUGAAACAAUGUCCUGCAAGGACAAGACAGUUGAGAAUUGCCACAGAGAUGAUAGGGAACAAAAAGAAAAGCAGCGUAGACGACACAUGCUGAGGCCUUCAAGAGAAGAAUCAGUUGUGAGCAGGAAUGCUGUCAUAGAACAAAAAGAUGUAAGUGCUGGAAAGGGAAGCGAGGGCACUGGAUGUGAUAUUCUUCAAGUGACCAUGGAAAAGGCAGAUUUGCAGGCUCCUCCUUUAGAGAGGCAAACUAGUUUCGGAGAGUUUAAAUACUAUACUGCCCGAAAUGAAGAUAGCUUUGAAAUGGAGGAUACUGAACAGCCACAGGGCUUGGUGGCUUUAAAAUCAGUAACAAGUGUCCCAAGGCGCCGGUCUACAGUUGACAGUGAGGAGGACCCGGGUGAGAGAACACCUCUCAUAAAAAACUGUGACAAUGCUUUCUCUCCAAUGUCAUCAUCUCCUCUCUUUCCUAUUGGCCUACCAAUCUGGAAAACUGGCCAUUGUGUCUCUCCCACAUCUUCAGCGUCACCCUCCAGCUGGCCAGGUGCUUCUCCAGACUCUCCUCCACAAACCUCUUCUCCAUCCCCAUCCACAAACAAUGGAAGAAAUGCCUUUCCAAGAACAAUCUCAAAAGCACUGACCUCAUCUGCCCAAGUGCUCAGCAGUACAGGAAUUAACUCGCCCACAACCCCCACCAUAAAAACAUCUGUCGCAUCUCCCUCCCACAAUCGAUCCCUAUUAUCUUCACCCAUUUUGUUUGGAAGAGGCCCCUCACUGUCUGGCAGCCGGUCAUACUCCAGCAAUCUUCCUUCACCUGGCAACAAAUCUCCCAGCACCACAGCUAACACACCCAGUUCUUCAAAAGCUGAGACCACCAGCAUCAAACCAUGUUCCCUGCCGCCUCCCCAAGAGUUCGGCAAAGGAAAUCCCUUCAUGCUGUUCCUGUGUCUAUCCAUCCUGUUGGAGCACCGAGACCACAUCAUCAAGAACAGUUUGGAUUACAAUGAGCUAGCCAUGCACUUUGACCGCCUUGUGCGGCGCCACAACCUGAGCAGGGUGCUGCAGCGAGCAAAGGCCUUAUUUGCAGACUACUUGCAGAGUGAAGUCUGGGACUCAGAAGAAGGGGAUGAGGUUAGCUCAGACUCCCCAACAGCAGCCACUGCUGCUCAACACUCCCCUUCUUCUACCAUCUCUGCUAGGCCCAUUUUCAGCCCUUUAGCAUCACCUCGGUCGUCAUCUCCAAACUCGACCUAUAACUUCGCAACCACUAUUCCCUCCCCAACAGCUCAAGUUUCUGUUUCUCCCACUUCCUGAUUAUGUCAUGCAUCACUUACUUCACAUCCUCAGUGAAGUCCUCAGUAGACUGUUGUGGCCCAUUGGAGCUGUCAAUCGUUUUUUAGACAGCCUCCCACAUUUACUUGGGCUAUUAAUAAUAUUCUCAUUCUGUGUAUGCCUCAAUACAUAUAUUCCUUGUCUGUAGUCAUUGUAAUAUUAUAUCAUCAACCUUUCAAGUUGUUUGUCUGUUCUUCAAGAGUGGAUGAAAGAGCUUAACUUCUCAUUGUAUCCUCUUAUCCUGUGUUAUCGAUCGUUGCUGUUGCGAAAAAUGAUCAACCCUGUAAUUCAGACAGUUUGGCGGAAUAAGUUUUGCCAGGACCAACAAAAGUUAAGCCACUUUGUGCAUUUAGCCUGUGUUGCCCCCUUAAUUAACUGUUUAUAGCUGAUGUUAUGUCCAAUAAGCAACACAAGUGUCUUAACUAAAGCAACCAGUACAAGAGACGAGAGGUAAACUGCAGUGAAAUAACUAAUAAGAUUAGUCGGAGGCUGAGCUGUACACAGUCUGUGUUUAUGUUGCUGGUGACCUACAACUAAAAUCUGCAACAUCACUGGCCUUUUAGGGCAAAUAAAUGCAGUAUAAUUCGCACUAACAACACAAGUGAAAAAGGUGAAAAUUUACUUUGCCUCUGAACAGACUUUAAACCCCCGAAUACAUCAGCAUUUAAAAGAAUGAAAUUUUAGACCAAAAUCAUCAUUUCAAAGAAACAGUGGUCAGUUGAUUAUCUGUGCGGAGCUUUUGCGUAGAUUUCAUCUUUGACACACAUUCGCAAAGUUGACCAAUUAAGACUGUAUUGACAGUGCUGACCUUUUUGGGAACAGUCUAAAACAGAAGAAGCUGUCAUAUAAAUUGGCUGACAUCCAGUGUUGUACCAUGCUCUGCCAAAGUAGAAGCUGCUCCACAAAAGAGAUUCAGCAUGAUCAAUCAUUGCUUUAAAUAAUUGUAUUAACUAAUUUCAGGAGGAGACAGAAAUUAAUUUAAAUCGCAUUUUCUGCUGUGACUGGCCACUAAAGCUUGAAGCAUUCAAGCAUUUUGCUCUUCUAGCGAUAUCCUAGCCCCAUUUGUGACCUCAGCACUCUGUGAUUCAGACCCAAGCAUUCCCUACACAGAUUUUUAUGGGGAAAUCAAUGGUGUUUUUUUUCAUCAGUUCAAAUGGCAUAUUCAGUGGUAUAUUUGUAAUCUCAAAGCUCAAAAUUCAGCAUUAAAAUCCAGUAUUUCCAGAGCGCCAGGCAAGGCUUCACUUUCUGUCUGAACACAAUUUGAGAAUAUAACCCUGAUGAUAUCCUCUGUCUUAUCUCAGCCUAAAGAUGUUUUGUACAAGUGUUGUUGGUUGGAUUUUACCUUUAACUCUUCCCAUGUGCUGUUGUAUCUGAUCUUGGUGGCAUAGUAGUAUACCCAGAGAGAUGGGUCUAAAUGCAAUAAUGUUGCUGUGGCCCGUACAUUCCACCACUUCAAGAUUCAUAGCAUUUAUGUUUUUGCUGUAGAUGAGACUAAAUGAAUUCAUGUUGCCAUGAGAUUGAUAAUCUUACAAUUUCUUAAUGUUGCUUAAAUGGCUACUGUAAAAAAGCUUAUAUGACAUGAUUUGAAUUUUUUCCCAGUGAUUUUAAGUGCAGGGUAGGUGGGACAUGUGUGACUGAAGUUUUAAACGUGCAACAUUAGAAAUUUUGGGUUAGUGCAAUGAUUAUGUAUCAGUGACAUUUACAGUUAGCUAAUUAAUUCUAACACAGUCACAGAUACAGUAUAUGUUUUUGUUUUGUUUGUUUUUACAACUUUGAAUGUGUCUCAGCCAAUCACACCUGAGGACUUCUAAUACCAGUUGUCUAAAGUCUGACAGCUGCAACAGGUGAAGCUAUUUAUGUGUCAAGUUAUUCACGAAAAAACAUUAAAAGGGGUGCACAAUUUGGAUUGUUUUUCAGCCGAUAUGAUAACUGAUAGUUACCUACUUUUCAUUGCCUCAUCAAGAAAUUGUAGUUUAUGCACAUCUGAGGGUAAGCCAGGUUAAGAUGUAGUGAGUAGAGAUUGAUGACAUUCCAUAGUUUUGUGGAUGCAAAUCUGACAUCACUGCUGUUAACACAAAAACAAACAGUUCUGAGUCUUCAAAUGUAAAUUGAUUUUUUCCACUCAAGUACAUGGAAGAACAAACAUUCUUUGGCUUUUAUAGACCAUAAAGCUUAUCGAUCAAACUGAGAAAUCGCAAGGAGCUCGCGAAGAAAAAUGUGUCCUCUGAAUCACGUCCAAUAUGUUGUAAUUUUCUGUAUGUACUUUUCUCUGGUUAUAAAUACUCCAUCUCAUCCAUUCUCCUUUUUCCCUUGCUGCCCACUGUCUUGAAUUUCAUGGAAUCAGAAUCAAGUGACUGCAAACAAGCUAUUAUUAUAAUUGUUAUUGUAAUAAUUCCAAUUAAUUUUUCGGUCUAACUUCUUAUACCUGAUUAUUGCUACAUAGCAAGUUACAAUAGGGCAAUGCAGCUCGUCAUUUCUGUAUCAAUGACAUCAUAGGUAAUAGUGAAAUCUUCUCAUAUAACAAUUUUACACAUUAGGAAGAUGAUGUAGAUUGGUGUUGACACACUGUAUGUGGUGGAUUCAAAUUGCAACAGUUGUCAAGUAAGUAAUGUACAUCUUUAUGCCUUUGUGUGAUUGGUGAUGAGAAGGUAGUAAGUGGCUGUAUAAUCAAUAUCUUUAUUCUUAUGUUGAUCAUAAAUUUGAAUAUGAUGUGAUGUCAAAUAGGAUGUCCAAUGUUUUGGCAGAGAAGUGCCUCACUUGGUGGAUCAAUAGACUUGAUUUGUAUUUAUUUUCUUUUGUGCUCUUAAUAUCUGUCUUUAUUGUGUCAUUGUAUGGGCUAAUUUAAAAGCCGGUUAUAGGCUUAUAGGUUAUAUCUGAGUGAUAUUUAAAUUAUAGAGUUGGGCCUAAAGAUGUAUUGUUAACAUGUAAAUGGACCUAUACUUGUAUGGCGCCUUUCUAGUCUUCCGACCAUUCAAAGCGCUUUUACACUUCGUGCCACAUUCACCCUUUCACACACAUUCACUGAGUGAUGGCAAAGCCCAUCGAACAGAGACGUAACACAUUCAUACACAUUCACACACCGAUGCACAGCAUCGGGAGCAACUUGGGGUUCAGUAUCUUGCUCAAGGAUACUUCAACAUGUGGCAGGAGGAGCCAGGGAUCGAACCUUCCGAUUAAGGGACGACCCGCUCUGCGUCUGCAUCACAGCCGCCCCGUCUGAUGUGAGAAAGUGUCGGGCUGCGGCUAGUGAGUUGUAACUAACCCCUCAUCCUAUGUUACCUUAACUGCGUAAUUGAAAGGGCUGAGCUAUCCUUAAAUGUUCACAAGAAAUUCAAAUUGCAACACAAGAAAGCCUCCGGUCAGCAACAAUAUGCUCAUGUGGAGCCAUAAUAUAAUUUUUAGUUUUUGUGUUUUCAAGGUAAAAAAAAUAUUCCUAUGACUUAGCUUUAUUUGGCGUGCACUUUGAUAUGGAUUAAAUUAAUGCAGAUUAAGUGCUGUGCAUGGCUCCAGCAUUGGAGAGAAAGGGUCCUCUUUCAAACACAGUGUCAUGUGAUAAUAAAUCAGUCCUUCCAGGAUUUUGUUGGCUUUUUGGGGGGAUUGUUGCAGCCAAAAAUGCCUGAUUUCAAGCUUUUCUAAAAAAUUGCGAUGUACAGUAUGUUGUGAUGUGUUUAGGCAUUUUUUGCAUUUAAUUUUUGGGAGAAAGUGAAAAUUGCAACAACUAAUUAAUUAGAAGAUAUCAUAAAAUCAAAUAAUAAAAUCACUAGUAGUUUGGACACAGCUCAGCAUGUUGCACGGUGGACUGCUGCUAUGAUUGCUGAAACUCGCAGGAAACUACACUGGUCAAAUGUGCGGUGAUUGGAAGUCUUGAAUUUGCAUUAAAUUGAUGCAAUUGCAACUUCCUGGAGGAACUAGUAAAAAUAUACAUCUCCUGAUUUAUUUAAUAGUGACCCCCAGCUCAUUAUUGAUGUUUUAGACCUCAACACGGUUCUGUUGUGUGUGAAAAUAUGGGGGUAUACGGGCACCAGAAUGUCAGGGAACAUUUUUAAAUUGCCCAAUUUGUUGUUUGUUUGUUUGUUUACAUUUAAGUUAUGCUUUGUUUUCAGUGGCCUAUACUCAGUAAUCUCUAUUGCAGAAAGCUAGGCUAAACAGGAAAUGUGAUAGGGCCACCUCAAAUACAGAAAUCAUUCUUCUGUUUGAAACAGGAACCAAAGUAAUUCUUACAUCUUCAGAAGACCCUUAGAUUUGGUUUCACUUCUUUUUGUAUAUCGGUAUUUAAUAGCAUAUUUAAAAAGAACUGAAGUAACUGGGCUGGCUGGACUAUGAGCUGGCAAUAUGGGCAUUUGUAAAAAAAAACAACAAAAAAAAUAGUUUAUCUCAAAUUAUAUAUGUGCACAAAAGUUAGAUUUUUUAAUCACACAACACACAACAAUGUUACUGACUGUAUAUUGAACACAAAUAAAUAAUCAUUGCAACUG
This is a messenger RNA of Dicentrarchus labrax (European seabass), 7265 nucleotides long. RefSeq names its product TBC1 domain family, member 25 (gene tbc1d25). The record is from RefSeq and is a predicted model, not a curated record. NCBI's taxonomy places the organism in Eukaryota, Metazoa, Chordata, Actinopteri, Moronidae. Gene Ontology annotation, cellular component: autophagosome. Gene Ontology annotation, molecular function: GTPase activator activity. Gene Ontology annotation, biological process: activation of GTPase activity; regulation of autophagosome maturation. The transcript is spliced from 7 exons. The coding region runs from base 184 to 2772 and encodes 862 amino acids.